AUGAUUCAGUCCCAAACUUACUUGAAUGUAGCAAACAAUAGUGGAGCCCGAAAAUUAAUGUGUAUUCGAGUGCUAGGAGCAGGUAAUCGUAACACUGCUAAUAUCGAUGAUAUUAUCAUCACUAUAAUUAAAGAAGCAACACCUAAUAUGCCUCUGGAAGAAUCAGAGGUAGUUAGAGCCGUAGUUAUACGUACGUGUAAAGAACUUAAACAUAGUGAUGGAAUGAUAAUACGAUCUGAUGAUAAUGCAUCAGUUGUCAUUGAUCGGAAAGGAAAUCCAAGAGGAAAUCGAGUUUUUGGUUCAGUUACUGAGGAAUUAAGAGAAUUGAAUUUCACCAAAAUAAUAUCAUUGGCUCUUGAAGUAUUAUAA
This is a messenger RNA of Cryptomeria japonica (Japanese cedar), 369 nucleotides long. RefSeq names its product large ribosomal subunit protein uL14c-like. The transcript has a single exon. Bases 1 to 369 code for a protein of 122 amino acids. Gene Ontology annotation, molecular function: large ribosomal subunit rRNA binding; structural constituent of ribosome. The record is from RefSeq and is a predicted model, not a curated record. NCBI's taxonomy places the organism in Eukaryota, Viridiplantae, Streptophyta, Pinopsida, Cupressales, Cupressaceae. Gene Ontology annotation, biological process: translation. Gene Ontology annotation, cellular component: ribosome; cytosolic large ribosomal subunit.